AGCCCAGCGAUGGCUCGGGCGCGUGUGCGACCGCGCAUGGCCAUGGCGAUGCCGCUGAGUGCCGGCUUGGCUUUCCAAGUGCAAGGCUGGGCUGCACCGAACCUGCGAGAGGCGGGCAUUGCGCAGCCGGCUGCAUGCCCGAAACCUCGUUCCCAAAGCCGUGCCUCAGCCCAAGCGGUGUCUUCGACCCCAUCCUGGCGGCGCCGCUUCGUGAGGCCAAGGGCCUUUGCACCCAGCAACACGGCGCCAGGAGGAUCCAACAGCGGCGCCAAGAACGCAGCCCUUGUGUUGCAGGAGCAGUGGCGGCGGGUUCAACCCAAAGCAGAACCAGAUGAGUUUCGUGUCACCAUACGCGUGAUACCCUUGUUGCUUGCGCAAGGGGUUUGGUCCUGCUUCGUGGUGGGCUUGCACUUGGUGACGGGGUGGCGUCUCAGCAAUCCCUCCAUCAUCCACCCGCUGCUAGUAGGAGUGCUGGGCUUGCUCUUGGCCUUCCGCACCAACCAGGCCUAUGAGCGGCACUGGAGCUGCGGGAAGGCCUUAGCAGAGCUGCAGAAGGUGCUGCAGACAAUGCUGAGGUACGCUGCGCAUCUGUCCAGGGAUGACUGGGAGAUCUACUCCUGCAUCGUCAGACAUUUGAUAGCCUUCCCCAUUGCCCUGAAGCAGCACCUCAAGCGCAGCCGAGACCCGGAGGAAUACAUGAAGGUCUUGGAGUAUGCUGAGGUGGACGAUGUGUGUCGAACGGGACGGCCGCACACGCUGCUGCUCUCGAGCUUGGCGAUGCUGAUCAGGCCGCUGCGAAACCGCGACGAUGGGCUUGGGAAGAGCCUAGCGCUGUGGAGCCAGAUGGAUGCUUGCAUCACCCAGCUGCAGACUAUAUCCUGCAACUUGGACCUGGUUGUUCAGCUGCCUUUGCCAGCCAGCUACACCGUCCACACCAGUCGCUUCAUCCGGCUGUGGAUGGGCACCUUGCCCUUCGUUUUGCUGGGCUUCAUGCGGCCGAUCUUGGUCACACCGACAGUGCUGCUGAUAGCGUGGGCUCUAUACUCCACGGAGGAGUUGGCACAGAUCAUGGAGGAGCCUUUCGGGGAUGACGCGGCAGGCAAACCUGAGACCAUCAAGCUGGACGUGUUUUGCCGCCGCAUCAUUUAUGCCUUGAAGCAGCAGGUGUGGGUGCAGGAGACGCUGGACAGCCGCGUGAAUGCGCGAAACUGGGUCGUGACCCCUGAGGACUUGCCCACGGUUAGCACUUUGCAGAAGGAGGAGCCCUUCAACUUGAAGGAAGCGUUGGACAUCGACGAUGUUGACGACCAUCGCUGACCCAGCAAGCGCUUUUCCGCUGGGGAACUUGCCCGGCAAUCCCCAGACACGGAUAAAUCGCCAACCGCUGAACAGGUUGCAGGGACGGGAACAGAACUGGCCCUCCGCA
Molecule: messenger RNA, 1426 nt
Organism: Effrenium voratum
Lineage: Eukaryota; Dinophyceae; Suessiales; Symbiodiniaceae
Source: the annotation of a GenBank genome assembly